Molecule: messenger RNA, 445 nt
Organism: Mya arenaria
Lineage: Eukaryota; Metazoa; Mollusca; Bivalvia; Myida; Myidae
Exons: 3
Coding region: 68-391 (107 amino acids)
Source: RefSeq, a predicted model, not a curated record
UGGCGGAGAAGCAUGUCGAGUAUUGUUCUGACACUGUUGGCUGUUUCGCUUGUUCAAGUCCUUGCUCAUGGCAGGCAUGAUGCUCCCGGACUUAACCGUGGCCGAAGCUUCAGCUUUUAUAGGCAAUGCUGUUUGGACAACAGUUACAAGUGUAUGCAACAAGGAACCAGAAAAACAACACCAUGUUUUCUGUCCAAGGAAAAGGUUUGUGAUGGAAUUCCGCAGUGCCCACUAUUGGACGAUGAGCAAGCGUGCCCUAAAAUGUGCCGAAAAGAAGAUGCCGUCGCAAACAAUGGAACUGUCCUUGCAAGUACAGGGCCCUUCCUUGAAGGCUCUGCCCUACCGAUUCAGUGUAAUGCGGGGAACAUUCCUGCGAUGUACAACGGGAUGAACGCGUUAGUAUGUCAGGCGGACGGAUCCUGGAAAACCAUCGGGGGAUGCAAAC